Bacidia gigantensis is the source of this 885-nucleotide messenger RNA. RefSeq lists its product as uncharacterized. NCBI's taxonomy places the organism in Eukaryota, Fungi, Ascomycota, Lecanoromycetes, Lecanorales, Ramalinaceae. The record is from RefSeq and is a predicted model, not a curated record. The transcript has a single exon. Bases 1 to 885 code for a protein of 294 amino acids.
AUGAGCGCAGAUCUUUUUGCAGCUCUUCGAUCCGUUCGCGCCGCGCAGUCUGGAGAUGAAACUGCUGUUCUCAUCAACGACUUACCCGAAGUAGACGAGCUGGCCGCCGGCAAACGUGACCUGGAGCCUCGUGGCAGCAACAAACGUCCUCUCGAGGCUGUUGGAUACCGCAUGGCCUACGCCAAAUGCAUUUCUCAAUGGAUCUUCGUUGCCCUUCAGGGAGGCCUUAUCAUUCUCCAAGAAUCAAACGACGAAGUAGGAAGAGAUGCCGAAGUAGACCACCUCCUCGAGCUGCAGCAAAUCAAACUUUUCUUCGCAGACUCCGCAAUCCAAGACUGGAUCAGAAACAACAAGAACUUAGUCUCCAGAAACCCAGAAGACAUGCUCAAAGACUGCCUCGAAUGCGACGCCCUCAAAGAACAACUCAAAAACAUCCUCAACAACCCCGUCAACCUCUUCGGCGUCGACAUGAACCUCAACCGCGCCAAAGGCACCAUCGUCAGCGGCAAAAAAUUCGACUAUUCCAAAUUCGACGCCGCCCACAUCGACGCUUUAUGCGAAUACCUCGAAAAAAUCGAAAAAGCGUACAAAGAGACCGCCAAAAGGGUGGGGAAAGCCCUCCAAGACUUCUUCGGCCGCCAACCGGGCAUGCAGGCCCAGUUCCAGAAAUGGGCCGCAGAUGCGUGGCAGUCGUGGGUCGAUCAGUGUCAUGAUAACCAACCUAAUACUUUGAGGACGGAUGAGGCGGCGAUGACGGGGCUGAGCAAGAAGAGGAAGAUGGGUGAUUUCGGCCAGAUUGAGGGGUUUAGUCGUGUUUCUGAUUCUCCGGAUUUGGGGAAUUGUGCGAGUAUGCCGACGCUUGAGGGGGGUGAGGCCGACGUUUGA